Molecule: messenger RNA, 1041 nt
Organism: Candidula unifasciata
Lineage: Eukaryota; Metazoa; Mollusca; Gastropoda; Stylommatophora; Geomitridae
Source: the annotation of a GenBank genome assembly
GGAGGGCCCAUCUACUCCCGGUUGUCCAACCCGACCACAGAAGCGACCGAGGCCGUCAUCAACGUCAUAGAGAGGGGCGCCGGAAGUCUCACCUUCGCUAGUGGCAUGGCCGCCAUUACCAGUUGCUUUCUAGGUUUUCUGAAAACCGGAGACCACGUGAUCUACCAGCUACCUUGCUACCCCGGCACGGCCACGGCAUUGAAGCACAUGCGCGAUGACUUCGGCGUGCAGAUCAGCUCAGUCACCGACAUCACCGUCCAGGAGGUGGAGAAACACAUCAAGCCCAACACUAAGCUGAUCUGGAUCGAGACUCCCUGUAACCCGGAGCUGGUUGUUGUAGACGUUGAUGGGUUCGGUGCACUUUGCAGGAGCAGAGGCAUCCUUCUGGGCGUGGAUGCAACAUUUGGGAGUCCAGCGCUACAACAUUUUAUCCCUUAUGGGGUUGACUUUUCCAUGCACAGCUGCACCAAGUACAUGGGCGGCCACUCGGACCUGAUCGGCGGUUGUGUCACCACCCGAACUGUGGAACAAUGGCGGGUUCUCAAACAUAUCCAGACCACUUACGGAAAUAUGUUGUCUCCUCAUGACUCCAGCUUGUUACUACGUGGAAUAAAAACCCUUCCCCUGAGAAUGGAGCGAAUCAGUGCCUCUGCCUUGAAAGUGGCUACAUUCCUGGAGCAGCAUCCAAAGGUGGAGAGAGUGCGCUACCCGGGCCUCAAGUCGCAUCCCCAGCACGAUGUUGCCAGGAAACAGAUGACAGCUUACAGCGGCAUGAUCAUGGCGGAGAUUAAAGGCGGCGAGUCUGGGGGACGGACCGUGGCUGAGAAUGUCCGAAUCCUCCGGCUGGCAGUCUCGCUGGGUGGCGUGGAGAGUAUUCUCGAGCACCCCUACAGCAUGACCCACGGCAAGUACAUCUUCACCCAGGAGGAGAUGGUCGAGUCCAGGAUCACUGCGGGCAUGUUGAGGAUCAGUAUUGGCAUAGAAGACCCAGAAGAUUUAAUCAAGGAUUUUGCACAAGCUUUAGAGAAGGUACAGCUCUAA